AUGGACAGUAUGGUCACAUCAGAUCAAAUUGAUAGCUUGCUCGACUCUAUCAGUACUCUUUCCAAUCUAGAGCAUCUGGUCUUGUCUGAGAAUUCAAAGAUUUGCAGUAUACCAGAAAGUAUUGGCAACCUAAGGAAGCUUCAUACAUUGGACCUCUCGGGCUGCUAUGACCUGAAGACGCUUCCCGAUAGUAUGGAUCAGAUGGUUAGUCUUAAGGUUCUAAAUUUGGAACGGGUUACAUUGGAUGAAUUGGUGGUAUCUCGGUUCAACUGUGCCUCUUCGCCACACUUUGAGGUACAUGCUUCAGGUGAUAAAUGUAGCAGCAAUAUCAUCCUGCUUCGGCCCACAAAUCCUGUUGAGCUGUGGGUAGAUAGACUUGAAAAUGUGAAGUCUGCAGAAGAGGCACACGAUAUAAACCUGAUAGAGAAACAAAAAAUUGAAGAGCUAACACUUACAUGGACUGUAGCUGUUGGCAGGUUUGUGGAUGCCAAGGAGGUGUUGGAAAAACUAGUGCCACCAAGCAGUGUACUGAAAUUGUAUGUAGUUGGUUAUAGGAGUGUCAGCUUACCUGAUUGGCUUAUGGUACUUGGUCAACUACCAAACUUAGUAAAUCUGAAUCUCUACCGUAUGGAGGGCUUGGAAGAGUGGAACAUGCAACAUUACAGUGGCAAGGAAGGUUCAAAUGAGCUCAUGUUCCCUAAGCUUGAAAGAUUGACCAUAGAGCAAUGUAGCAAGCUGAGGAUAAAACCGUGUCUUCCUAGAGCUAUGUCUUUGCACAUAAGUGGUUGUGAUACUAUGCUAUCAUCAUGGGAAGAGAGCUCUUCACACAGCGGUAUUUCCUCCACUUCUCCAUUAACUGAGCUGAAUGUUACUGAAAGCAAGGUGGCCAUGCAUGAGUGGAGGUUGCUUCACCACCUCCCUGCCCUCCGUGACUUAACCAUCACCGGUUGCAGUGAUCUGACCACCUCACCUCAGAUCAUCCACAGCCUCUCCUCCCUCAAAUCAUUGUGCCUCAAAUCAUUGUCCCAGGCAGAACUGCCGAGAUGGUUGGUUGAGCUGACAUAUUUGCAGGCACUAGAACUGAAUUGCUGCAGAAGCAUGACAUACCUACCGGAGUGGUUAGGAGAACUAAUCUCUCUCAAGAAUCUGGUGAUCAUUGACUGCAGGGGGAUCCAGGCUAUGCCGGACAGCGUAGAACAACUUACCAAGCUCGAACAUCUAACCGUUCUUGGCUGCCCUACUUUAGGGAGAUGGUGUGAGUCAAAGGAGAACAAGACAAAGCUUGCUCACAUCCGGAACACGGUCUUCCCGGCGGAUCUGGAUUUAGUACCGCUGCAUAGUGCUGUGAUGAACACGCCCGGCUUCACAAAGGGAGCUUUGAGAGUUGCCGUAUCUAAUUUGGAAAAAACGUCCCAUAGUUCUGUGUAUAUGAGCAUGAAUGAGGAGCACCGAGUAUUGUGGCUCCGGAACUUCCUGGCAGAGCACUACUAUAAUUUAACUACUGGCGGUUGGUGGUACUGUGAUUGA
This is a messenger RNA of Triticum aestivum (bread wheat), 1527 nucleotides long. RefSeq names its product putative disease resistance protein RGA3. Gene Ontology annotation, molecular function: protein binding. The record is from RefSeq and is a predicted model, not a curated record. The coding region runs from base 1 to 1527 and encodes 508 amino acids. The transcript is spliced from 3 exons. NCBI's taxonomy places the organism in Eukaryota, Viridiplantae, Streptophyta, Magnoliopsida, Poales, Poaceae.